CCGAAAACAUCUGAUCAAAUGUCAAUAUCGUUUUGUUAUCGCACCAAAUUUAUCCAUCUUUGCACUACGCGUGUGUUGUUUACCUCGCUUCGAACGGCCGAAUCUGUACCAUCAACCUGUGCACUGUUGCUUCAACUUAGCGGCAAGUGGAACGAUACGCCUUUACACUUACUUUUUCACUGAAGAAGCUGCUCACAAGUCUGAACUGAUCUAUAAAUAUGGAUACCCAAUCGAACGACACGAAGUUAUCACCGACGACGGAUACGUGCUGGCGUUAACGAGAAUUCCUCCCAAGGAUAAACCAACCAAUCAAUCGCUUCCGAAACUUCUGGUGCACGGAGUGUUUGCUAGUUCUGCCGAUUUUCUUAUCAUCGGACCUAACAAUAGUCUCGCCUAUCUGUUGGCUGAUCAGGGCCAUGAUGUAUGGAUGGCGGAUCUGCGCGGCAAUCGAUACUCUCGUCGACACACCACCCUAUCACCUGACUCGCGUGCGUACUGGGACUACACCUGGCACGAGAUGGGCUACUACGAUCUGCCGGCCACGAUCGAUCACAUCUUGCACGUGACCGGUACAAGGCGCCUCCAUUACAUUGGGUUUUCGCAGGGAACUACUGUGUUCUUCGUGAUGGCUUCCAGUCGGCCAGAGUACAAUGAAAAAAUUAGCCGAAUGUACGCUCUAUCAGCGGCUGUAUAUGCGGAGCACAUCCGAAGUCCUAUCAUUCGAUGGAUCGCAGAUAACAUUAACGCCAUCAAGUAUUUUCUAGACACUAUGGGACUAUGGCAGGUGUUACCCCACAAGAAGGCACAGUACGUACUGCAGAGAACAUUCUGUCCAGCACGCAAAGCGCGGAAUAUUUGUGUUCAACUGUUCGAACUGUUAUUUGGACCCAAUCCGAAUGGAACGGAUCCGCUAGCACAGCAGGUGAUUGCUGGACAUUAUCCUUCCGGAGCAUCAAGCAAACAGCUGCAACACUUCGGUCAGCUGAACCAUUGCGGUUGUUUUCAACAGUUUGACUACGGGCGAAAGGGACUGAAUCUUGCGGCCUAUGGAAGUGAACAUCCACCGAAAUACAAUUUGUCCGCUGUCACUACACCAGUUGUGAUAUUUCACAGCCUAAACGAUUGGUUAAUAGAUCCAGCUAAUGUUGUACGAUUAUCGAGUGAGCUACCGAAUCUCGUUUCCAUGACCGUUGUAGAGGAUCCCAACUUCAACCAUCUUGAUUUUAUGAUAGCAAAACGUGUUCGUGAGCUUGUGUAUGACAAAAUUCUGCUCGACCUGAACUUGUUGUAACAUCAAAAGUUAUGUUGUGAACAAGAUUAGCAGCGGGAACGAUAACCAAGAAGAAUCCAACCCGAUAGUAUAGAGGCAGCUAGAGUAGAGAAGCGGUUACCAUAUACGUAAGCCACGUGGAAAAGCGCUGUAAGCACUGGCUCACGGGAAGAAAUGAGAAGAAAAGGUUCUUUUUAAUUCGAAAGCCAAUACGGAAGGUACGAAUAAAUACUAAUCUUUGAUUGUACAAAAAAUUAUAAAUAGAUACAUUUUCGAUUUCUGCUAAUAAUUGUGGUACUCGGCACAGUGCUCGCCUAUCAAAUUUUAUAAUUUCAUACCGAGCGAUUUAAAGUGGUCAUUCAUUUAG
Molecule: messenger RNA, 1637 nt
Organism: Anopheles funestus (African malaria mosquito)
Lineage: Eukaryota; Metazoa; Arthropoda; Insecta; Diptera; Culicidae
Product: lipase 1-like
Exons: 3
Coding region: 428-1291 (287 amino acids)
Source: RefSeq, a predicted model, not a curated record